GAGGCUUAAAAGAAUACUUUCCUUGUAAUCUAAAUUGCGCGGGAAAGCACAUCAUUGGUUUUGAUAGGCUUAAUUUCGCACCAGAGAAGACCGCACCGCCUCUAAUCUUACACGGGAAGUUGUAGUUUUUCUGUUAUUGCUCCAGAAAUGUCCGCGACAUGUGUAUAUCCUGAGGGGUAAAUAGCGCCACAACAAUGCGCCUCCUGGUUUCGUAGCGUGCCGCCAAACCACAAGGAUCAUUAAGGGUCCCUGUGACUGCAGGGAGGGUGCGCGGCCGUCGAUCGUGGCUUGAUUGGCGAAGCCAUGCUUGGAGGCGUGCUCCCUACUACUUGCGAUAAAGUGAUUGGCGGUGUAACGAUCUAUUGAUUGUUGACACGGCACGAAAAAGCCGUCAGGCCUGCUACGCAAUGGGUAACAAGUCUUCCGUAACCCAACCCCAGGCAAACAACUACAUUCACUGUUUGUGACCACGCGAUUGACUGAAUAGUGUGUGGAGUAAAGUGAGGUUGUGGGCGGCCAGCCAAGAGUCAGCACUGACACGAAUUCUUGUUGCGCGAAUCAGUUAGGGCUUCGAACAAAGGUUUUCCUCUCGCCCGAGGGUUCACUUCGGACCCAUCUUGCCCAAUUAUUUAAGACAUCUCGAGGAAUCAGGCCAGAGCGGAAGCCUUCAGUUUGACCAUAUCCCCUAGAGUGAGUGACUGGGUAGUGAGUCACUGAGCUUACCCGGGAGUGGUUGGCGAUUACAUGCUGAACAAACUCGUUGCGCAUCGUGAAAUAACCGCAGCGACGGAAGCGGGCGACACUCAGACCAGUACGCACCAGAGCAGCGACAGCCCGCGCCCUUCCGCGCCUGUGGCCGCAAGCCUUGUAACCGCGACUACUCCGACUCACCCGCUUACUGACAUGCUGAUUCCCACCCCUUCCACCCUAGACUCCAGGCGGUUCUCGCCGUUCGCGGACCCCGGGAAGAUGGGAGACCCACACCGCAAGGUGCACCCCCACUUCAAGGGAGACCGAGGCCUGGUGGACGCCUUGGCGGACCACCCUGGCGAACUAGUCCGUACAGACAGCCCCAACUUCGUCUGCUCCGUCCUACCGUCACACUGGCGCUGCAACAAAACGCUCCCCGUGCCUUUCAAGGUGGUGGCACUGGGGGACAUCCCGGACGGGACACUUGUCACCGUCAUGGCAGGGAACGACGAGAAUUACUCGGCGGAGCUGAGGAACAACCAGGCCGUCAUGAAGAACCAGGUGGCCCGAUUCAACGACCUACGCUUCGUGGGACGCUCUGGACGAGGAAAGAGCUUCACUCUGACGAUUACCGUGUUUACCAGCCCACCGCAAGUUGCCACCUACCACCGCGCCAUAAAAGUCACUGUCGACGGGCCGCGAGAGCCAAGAACCCGCUUCCAUACUGGUAGCUGCCCGUAUACCGACCUAGGCAUGGCCUUAAUAGGACACCGACAGAAGCUAGAAGAACAGAAGCAUGCGCUGUCUUUCUCCGAACGUCUGAGCGAGCUUGGUCUGGAGCGACUCCGACACAGCCACAUCGCCCAGCCCCUGCCUCCUGCCAUCCGCACUCCGCUCAUAGAGGCGCCGCCCGGGCACCAUCCUCCGCCUUCAGCCUACACGCCCGGAAACCCUCAGAUUCAAGCCACACAAGAUGGAGCAUCCCGGUCGCCUCCGUCGUCCUGGCCGUACCAGCCGUAUCAACCCUUCAUGGGCGCUCCCAUGCCCCCUCCCGCCAUGCCACCUCAGACGACGGCAGCGGCGACUAUCGAGCGGAUUUCUCCCGAGAUGGCGGGCCGCCUCCCGACGACCAUGCCCGAGGUCAUAUCCCAGAGGUUUCCCGGCGACAUUCCGCUCCGCUUCCCAGCCGAUUCGCAGUUCUCGUACCCGGACCUGCGGUUUUCCGACCCGAGACUCUCGGACCCCAGACUUCUGUACCCCGCGGCUGGAGCGACCGGGUUCACGGCCUACAGCAGUGGUCCCACCACCACCAUGUCCAUGCUCCCCACUAGUCUCACCAGCCCCCGGUACCUCCCCAUGUCCCCCCCGGGGUUCCCCUCUCUCACAAGUGCCCCGGGCGGAUUCGUCACCAGCCCAAACUCCCCUCCCCGGCAGCUUGGGAACUACUCCCCUGGCUCCCCUCCCUACGGCAUCUACCACCACCUCUACGGUGGGUCGUACCAAUACCCCAUUCUCCCGGGGGGCAGCGGAACGCCACAGGGGCCAAGGGAACCCAGCAUUCUCGCUGCCACGUCCAACUCUCAGACUCAAAAACCGCAGUUGUUGCCAGCACAGGAAAAGGAAGCGAGCAGCCAACCUGGCAACGGUAACCAUGGAAACAGACAGCAAGAUGAGCAAAUGGACACCCAGCCAGGGGGGUCACCAGAAAAGCGAGAGACAGUCUGGCGCCCGUACUAAUUCUGUCAUCGCACGUCCAAAAUUGAAUUCUCUGACCAAAUGAUUCCAUAAAGCUACGUGGCGCCAAGAGGGAAUUCAAACUUCCUUUUUUAUUGUGCAAAAACCAUUUGAGAGUAUUAUGCCAUUGGCAAAACUGUAUAGAGCUACCGUAUUUAUAAAGGCACAAGAUUGGUGGACAGUAUAGCACUCGUAUCAAUGACAAGUACAAGGGUGUCAGUGAAGGCAAACUGUCUUUAACGUUAGACUUUACAAAAGAGGCUAGGAUCCUCUCAACUGUCAAUUUGUCAGUCUGUCGUGUACAGUGUAUCAAAAUAAUUAUAGCCUCUACGCCGUGAUGAUUUCGAACAAGAUACCAAUCAGAAAUUUGGAGGCAGAGAAUUUAUCGUGUUGUCGUUUUCAAUCAUCAAAUGAUUUGUCGAAGACCAAACUGAUGUGUGUAUGCGUGAUUCCUAGACAAAAGAAGUAGAUGGGUGUAGGGAGCAAGUAUAGGUGCAUAGAAGGUUUCAUCAUUGUCACUUAUAUUUAAGUCGUCACUGUCAUUACUAAUUAUACAAAAUUAAUGCACAAUACUUGUUUAGUGUCACUAAUUACUCAGUAAUUGAUGAGAUUUGGAACUGACGUAUUGGGGUUACAUCUUUCACUCCUCGCAAUUUUAACAUAUUAAAGUCUUAUCUAUUUCAUGUAACAAGAUGAUUAAGUGUCCAUCCCAUAGGAACUCAUUGGAAAAACACUGAUCAAAACAAUGAAGUUGUUGCAGAGGGAGUGGACUUUGGACAGUUUAGAGUAAGAUUGUUUGUCUUGUCUUUUUAAGAUCAAAGUUUGUUUUCUAACCAAUAGAACAGUCUUUAUUUUAACUGCGAUAAUUUUCUUUAUCAAUUGAAAUGUUUACAGAUCCAGACGGUGUGUGGUUUCAAUGGGUACCGUGUGGUAGCUACUUUACAAAUGCAGUAAACAAAUCAAUGUUUUGAAUGUAGACAUGCUAAGUUAAGUCAAUGACCUAAUAAAAAAACUGGUAAGAGCUGAGAUCAAAUGCUGUGAUAUAAAAAUAUAGAAAACAAACACAAAAUAGACAGACAAGUACCGUACAUCAUAAGCUUGUUUUAACGACAUACAUAAAUAUGAACAUCUAUCAGUAAGAUUUUAAAUUCUUAGAAACCCACUAGAUUUAGGUGUUAUUGCAGUGUUGUAUGGUUUCUUUGCUGUAUCACUUGGUUAUACUAACACCAUAUACUAAAAAUGACUGUCUUUUAAAAUGUGUCUGUAUUUUCUUUACUUAUUAUUAAGCAUACAUUAAAGCUAUUGGUGUGUGCGUGUGUUAAGGAAGAGCACAUUCCACUGUUGCAUUACCACUUCCUUCAUACCAACCUUACCACCCCUAUCUCUGUAAAUACUGUGGUCCACUCACCUUAUAUUCAGACUGAACCAAACUAUCUAGAGGGGGUUCAUGUUGAACAAAUAUUAUGUGGCAACGCAUCAAUGCAAUGGGUGAAUGUGUCAGAUGGUCCAUUCUGUUUUUGUGCAAUCUUUCCUUAUUCCUUUGACUUAUAUUCCAGAUGUCUUAGUACUUAAGAAACCACAGUAUGCUCAAGAUGCAGGAUUCCCUACUGUCUUUUCUACAUAGGAGACCAACUUGCUGUAUCAACAAUAUCUUGGGUGACAUAGAGAGUUAAAACUGCUGUAUAGUGCACAAAAACCUUUAGGAAACCUGUAUGUUAAAUCGAUACAGACACAUGUACCAUUACGGUGGUGUACUUGCAUAUCUUAUAUGUUUGAUGCUAGAAAGAGAGACAAAUAAAGCUUUUAAGAUAUUUUGUAUUCGUUUUUCGUUUGCAGUAGAGUCAGAAUUGUUUGACCUUCUCAGAAUAAAGCAAAUAUUAUGUAUACCAUGAA
Molecule: messenger RNA, 4317 nt
Organism: Branchiostoma floridae (Florida lancelet)
Lineage: Eukaryota; Metazoa; Chordata; Leptocardii; Amphioxiformes; Branchiostomatidae
Product: runt-related transcription factor 1-like
Exons: 5
Coding region: 745-2427 (560 amino acids)
Biological process (GO): regulation of DNA-templated transcription
Cellular component (GO): nucleus
Molecular function (GO): ATP binding; DNA-binding transcription factor activity, RNA polymerase II-specific; RNA polymerase II cis-regulatory region sequence-specific DNA binding
Source: RefSeq, a predicted model, not a curated record